CUCAACAACAAUCCCCUGAGCCAAGCAACUGUGGAACUCUACGGUGAUGGGUCGGAGGUAUCAGUACGAUCUAUGAUUCGCAAGUACUUGGACGUCUACGCUCGUCAUGACACGUGUAGUACUACUAGUGCUUCUAGUUCCAGCACUGGUUCUACUCGCUGUCUCAUUAGUGCCUAUGAAAUAAAUUCUCGAUCAAGACCUCGGUCUGUUAAAUGGGUGGCUCGUAAAAAGGCUGAUUCUCUCUUGUCUAAUUCUGAGCUGGAUUAUUGCAGUUCACCGGAUUCUGCCGUUGUCACUGCCAGCGAAUCUUUGGGAAGCUCGGAGAGCAUUGAUUCUCUUGAUUCUAAUAAGAUUGUCCCUUCACCGACGAGAACUAAGGCCCCUUCACCUCAGAAACGUCGGAACAAUCGAAGAUGUAGGCGAUGGUGUCAGAUGAAACGUGAUUCUGUCGACUCCUGUCUCUCAACAGAGUCCUCUUCAGAUAACUCUGUCAACAAUGUGGAGAUGAAGAAGGUUUCGAUCAAUAGAAAAUCUCUUGCAGUUGUCCGGAAUACUCUGCAGUGUCCUCUCAUCUUUCCACCAGGAUCCUAUCCUCCAGAUCAGAUCACUACUCUCCCCUACUACAUGCCGUACUUUCCUGCCUUUCCACCGCCGACUCAAUUACUCUCCUAUCCCUAUCUAAAUCUUGGAAGGGAUAGGUUUGUUCCACAUACUAAUUCUACUCAUCCUUCCUCUGCCUCUCCAUGCAGAAAUGUGACGAUCGAUUUAACCGGUCAUGACGUCUCCUAUUCUGUCGAAAAUCUACCUCCAAUCGUUCCUUCUUCCAGCAGUAGUAUACCACACUUUACGAAGCAUUAUAAUCACAGUAGGCAAACGCCUCAACCCCUAAUGGAGGUAAACACGAAUCUCUUCCACGUCUCACCAUCCUAUUCCACUAUUUAUCCCCCUUCUCCUUUUGCUCAAAAAUCAAAUUUGCAUCAGCAACAGCAUUGUCCAUAUGUAUAUAUACCUGCUCCCCUAAGAGUUCCACGAGCUCUUGAUCCUUGCCAAUCGCUCAAAACAUGUGCCGUCCCUUUUAGCGAGUUUUCCAAUUACAUCAAUUCUACUCCGCCAAUGAGAAAAUGGCGAUCACUUGGCAAUUCCUCGAAGAAUGGAUUUCGAUUUAAAGUGAUGAGUUACAACGUGCUGAGUGCCAACUAUGCCACGAUGAACCAAUUCCCCUACUGUCCGUCUUGGGCCAUCGACUGGGAGUACCGUAGGCGAGGGAUUUUGGAGGAGUUGCGCCGUUACUCUCCUCAUGUGAUCUGUCUUCAGGAGAUUGAUACGGAUCAAUUUGAGACCAUCUUCCAACCUGAAUUGGCCAAGAACAACUACGAAGGCAUCUUUGUGGUAAAGACACGAGCACAUACUAAAGACGCGGUUGCGGCUCGUAAGGUUGAUGGUUGUGCAAUCUUCUGGGAUAGCACAAAGUUCAACAAGGUCGCCACGUUUAAACAUGAAUUUGGAUACUCUUGUUCUCAUCUUGGCAUUAAUCCCUCUUCCCUUCUCAUUGAACGGGUGAUGAUUCGAGACAAUGUGGCUAUUGAUGUUGUCUUAGAGGUGAAAAAUUCGGGAGCUGCAAAUGGAAAAAGGUUCUGUGUCGCCACUGGACAUAUUCACUGGGAUCCAGAGUGUUCUGAUGUGAAGUUAACUCAAACAAUUCUCUGGACGUCAGAAUUGUGGCAGUAUCUGGAGAAGCUGUGUGGUUCUGCUGCAGCCGCUGCUCGUAUGCCCGUUAUCAUCUGCGGUGACUUUAACUCUUUACCUCAGUCGGGCGUAGUGGAAUUCCUCUCAAACGGCAGUGUUCCUAUCAAUCAUGCUGAAUUCCUCGAUAAUGGGUUCAAGUUCAAUUUUCAGGAUUGGAAUAUCCUUGAUAAAUCCACCUUCGACAAUAACACCGUGCACCAUCACUUCAAUCUUGAUCGCGCUUAUAAGAAUCCUACUGACGGAAUGGAGUAUACUAAUAUGACGUAUGACUUUAAGGGUGUGAUUGAUUACGUCUUCUUCUCAAGGAAUGCCUUCCGUUUGUUGUCCAGCUUGGACCAGAUUCCUGAUUCGUGGUUCACUAGUGAGCGUGUCCUCGGUUGCCCGCAUAUCCACAUUCCAUCUGACCACUUUUCUCUCCUUGUUGAACUGGACUUGUUAGCGAAUCCCAGCGGCGGUGGUGGUGGUCGUGGCUUGGCCAUUUCUGAUCCCCCUGAAAAUACAUCUGCUAACACUGGAGGAGAUUCAAAUAGUGGAAAUCAGUCCUCCUCUGGAGGCGGAAGUCAAAAUUCGUCAUCUCCGUCUACGAAUAGUCCCAAACCUAAGGGGUCUGCUGGAAAUAGGCAAAAGCAGGGGAAACGCUGA
Messenger RNA from Rodentolepis nana, 2388 nucleotides. NCBI's taxonomy places the organism in Eukaryota, Metazoa, Platyhelminthes, Cestoda, Cyclophyllidea, Hymenolepididae. The record is from the annotation of a GenBank genome assembly.